This is a messenger RNA of Exophiala dermatitidis NIH/UT8656, 411 nucleotides long. RefSeq names its product cytochrome-b5 reductase. The transcript is spliced from 2 exons. The record is from RefSeq and is a predicted model, not a curated record. Gene Ontology annotation, cellular component: endoplasmic reticulum membrane; intracellular membrane-bounded organelle. Gene Ontology annotation, biological process: sterol biosynthetic process. Gene Ontology annotation, molecular function: heme binding. NCBI's taxonomy places the organism in Eukaryota, Fungi, Ascomycota, Eurotiomycetes, Chaetothyriales, Herpotrichiellaceae. The coding region runs from base 1 to 411 and encodes 136 amino acids.
AUGUCUAAAGAAUUCACAUUUUCGGAGGUGUCAGAGCACUCGACCAAGAAGGACCUGUGGGUAGUCAUCCAUGACAAGGUCUACAAUGUCUCUUCUUUCGUCGACGAGCACCCUGGCGGUGAAGAAGUCCUUCUCGACGUCGGCGGCCAAGAUGCAACCGAAGCCUUCGAAGAUGUCGGUCACUCAGACGAAGCACGAGAAAUCCUCAACGGUCUCCUAGUCGGCAACGUCAAGCGAGCGCCUGGCGAUCCGGCACCCAAGGCUGGUGCCACUGACAAGAUUGCUGCUGGUCCUGGAGGACGGUCUGACAGUGGCCCCGGGUUGGGCGUCGCCAUGUACGCCAUUGUCUUGAUUGGAGCUGCGCUUGCAUACUUUGGAUACACCUACAUGCAAAACCAAGAGAACAAAUAG